GGCAGGGCAGGCAGCAUGGCCCCCGGUGUCGGCCGGCAGCCCUCGGACCGCUCCCUGCGCUCUCCGGGGCGGCGCUGAGCCCUCGCCCGCAGCCAUGCAGGGGCCCCGGGGCGGCUACUCCGUGCAAGCCGCGGCCGCCAUCGCCGCCACCAUCACCUUCCUGGUGCUCUUCACCGUGGCGGGCAACGGCCUGGUGAUCCUGGCCGUGCUCAGCAGCCGCUCGCUGCGGGCGCCCCAGAACCUCUUCCUGGUGUCCCUGGCGGCCGCCGACAUCCUGGUGGCCACCAUCAUCAUCCCCUUCUCGCUGGCCAACGAGCUGCUGGGCUAUUGGUACUUCCAGCGGGCCUGGUGCCAGCUCUACCUGGCGCUGGACGUCCUCUUCUGCACCUCCUCCAUCGUGCACCUCUGCGCCAUCAGCCUGGACCGGUACUGGGCGGUCAGCAGGGCCGUGCCGUGCCGCACCCGGCGCCGCGUCAAGCUCAGCAUCCUGCUGGUCUGGACCAUCGCCGCCCUCAUCUCCCUCCCGCCCCUGCUCUACGAGGGCGAGCGGCGGCCGGCGGCCGGCGAGGAGAGGCCUCAGUGCCGGCUCAACGAGGAGGCCUGGUACGUCCUCUCCUCCAGCGUUGGCUCCUUCUUCGCCCCCUGCCUCAUCAUGGUCCUGGUCUACCUCCGCAUCUACCUUAUCGCCAGGCGCCGCCACCGCGCCCGCACCGCUGCUGCUAGUCCCAGGGCCACCCUGGCCACAGGGUCGGGACAGGUGGUGCUGGCGCGGGGGCUGCUGGCGCUGAGCACCUGGCGGAGGAAGGCUCAGCUGAAGAGGGAGCAGCGCUUCACUGUCGUGCUUGCCGUGGUCAUCGGAGCCUUCGUCCUCUGCUGGUUCCCCUUCUUCUUCCUCUACAGCCUGGGCGCGCUCUGUCCCCAGCGCUGCAAGGUCCCCGACGGCGUCUUCCAGUUCUUCUUCUGGGUUGGGUACCUGAACAGCUCUCUCAACCCUCUCAUCUACACCAUCUUCAACCGGGACUUCCGCGCAGCCUUCCGCCGCCUCCUCUGCUGCCGCCGCCCUGCCCCCACGCCCUGCUGAGC
Messenger RNA from Dryobates pubescens (Downy woodpecker), 1083 nucleotides. It is a transcript of the gene ADRA2B, whose product is annotated as adrenoceptor alpha 2B. The record is from RefSeq and is a predicted model, not a curated record. Gene Ontology annotation, molecular function: alpha2-adrenergic receptor activity. Gene Ontology annotation, biological process: regulation of smooth muscle contraction; platelet activation; regulation of vasoconstriction. Lineage: Eukaryota; Metazoa; Chordata; Aves; Piciformes; Picidae. Bases 95 to 1081 code for a protein of 328 amino acids. Gene Ontology annotation, cellular component: membrane. The transcript is spliced from 2 exons.